Closterium sp. NIES-65 is the source of this 804-nucleotide messenger RNA. The record is from the annotation of a GenBank genome assembly. NCBI's taxonomy places the organism in Eukaryota, Viridiplantae, Streptophyta, Zygnematophyceae, Desmidiales, Closteriaceae.
AUGGCGAAUCCGCGCGUGUACUUCGACGUGUCGAUCGCGGGAGAGCCGGAGGGUCGCGUGGUGAUGGAGCUCUUCAAAGACGCCGCGCCCAAGACGGGCUGCCCCUUCCAUCGAGUCAUCAAGGGUUUCAUGAUGCAAGGGGGGGACUUUUCCAACAAGAACGGCACAGGAGGCGAAUCAAUUUACGGGGAGAAGUUCGAGGACGAGCCUGGGGGUCUUGCGCUCAAGCAUGAUAAGCGUGGGAUUCUAUCCAUGGCGAACAGCGGGCCUGGCACGAACGGCAGUCAGUUCUUUGUCACAUAUGGGCCCACGCCGCAUCUCGAUGGCAAGCACUGCGUGUUUGGCAGGGUGCUGAGAGGAGGACAGGUGCUUCGAGCGGUGGAGAUCACACCUACGGACGGUUCAGAUCGUCCGUUGAGCGAUGUUGUUAUCGACGACUGCGGCGAGCUGGCAGAGGGGGAGGACGACGGCACCAUGAACCACCCUGAUGGAGACAAAUACCCCGACUGGCCCAGUGACUUGGAUGAGAGACCCACGGAGUGGCAGUGGUGGGUGGAAGCAGUCAAAUCAAUUAAGGACCUUGGCACCACGCACUUCAAGAAUGGUGACUACCGCAUGGCAUUCCGGCGAUACCGCAAGGCCAUGGUGUAUUUGGACAAGGCAUGGGACAUGAAGGACAUCCCAGGAGAGACCCUAGAGGAGCUCCACACCAUACGAGAUGCCCUUCUAAACAACUACGCGGUGAGGGGCGGGCAGUGGGGUGUUGUGAAGGUGAAGGGUGGUGAGGAGCUGUGGUGUGUGUGA